AUCCUACGCUCAGAAAUGUACCAUUCUAAGCCCCAGGUGACAAUAACUCUUUGCUACAUUGAGGUGAUAACCGCCUCGGAGGGCAAGCAGGGAGGAGAUGUGGCCAUCAGGAGGGAUGUAGUGAAACGGAGUCUAAUACCGGCAGACAGCCUCCGGCCGUUAAGGCGUACAAAGCGAAGAUGGGUCCUCACUACGUUUGUCUUGAAGGAGAAUGAUGGAGGACAAUUCCCAAAAGUUGCUGGUGAUCUCUUCAAUGAUCAAGCAGUCAACAUGUCCAUCAAGUAUCUCAUCAGUGGUCCAGGCGUGGAUGUGGCUCCAGAGAUCGGACUAUUCACCAUUGAUGACCAGACUGGCCGUGUCUUUGUUCACCGAACCAUUGACAGGGAGAAGACGCCUUUAUUUGAGAUCUGCUUUGAUGCUGCUGAGAGAUCCACGGGCCGUAUAGUGGACAGAUCUCUAAUCUUUAAUAUCGAAGUGGAGGAUGUGAAUGACAACGUUCCUGUCUUCACCAAACCGGUGUAUGAAAUUUCCAUGAAAGAAACAGGGAAUCUCGAUAAUCCAAUUAUGCAUGUAAUGGCAGAUGACUAUGACAAGGAAGGCACCCCAAACGCAGAGGUUACCUACAGUGUGUUAACCGUAAUGCCUGCGCUCCCCUCUGUGAAAUUCACUAUUGACCCUAAACAUGGGCUGAUUCGAGGACAGGGCUGUCUGAACUACGAGGCAGCCAAUGUGAUCAAGAUAAUCGUGGGUGCACGUGACAGUGGGGAACCAUCACUGUCUUCCACGGCAACAGUUAUUCUACAAAUCAAAGAUGGGAAUAACCACUUGCCAAUGCUUCCCACACCCAACUAUAACCUAACUGUUAAGGAGGGAGAAGUGAUAAAGGAGCUGUUGCGCAUAAAGGUAGAAGAUAAAGAUUUGCCUCAUACUCCUGCAUGGCAAGCCAAAUUCAAACUAUUAACCGGAAACGAGAAUAACAAUUACAACCUUACAACCGAUCCAAUAACAAACGAAGGAGUUUUGGACAUCAUUAAGCCUUUGGACUUUGAAGGAACUCCUUACAAAACACUACAAAUAUCUGUUGAAAAUGAAGAGCCUCUAUUUGUGUGCGAUAAGACAAAACUUCGGCUUAGUACCUCACCUGCGCUAAGCAAUGGGACUAUCAAUAUAUUAGUUAAAGACAUAAAUGACGCGCCCAUAUUCCAUCCUCCAAGUCAAACUGUCCGAGAGAAAGAAGGUCUGAAGUCAGGGACUGUGAUUGCAAAGGUCAAUGCAACCGAUCCAGACAAAGUGCCCAACAAAAUCAGGUAUAAGAUAGGCCACGAUCCUGCAGGUUGGGUGACUGUGGAUGAACUGACUGGAGAAGUGAAAACUGUGCAAGUACUGGACCGUGAAUCUCCAGAAGUUAAGGGAAACUUGUAUACAGUCGUCGUACUUGCUGUUGAUGAUGGGGAGCCGCCACAAACAGGAAGCAGCACUGUGAGUCUCUACUUGUCUGACCUUAAUGACAACAUACCAAAACUAGUUACCCCGUACGUGGAACAGUGCGAGAGUCUCAGCAAGCAGCCAUUCACUGUGAAGGCAGAGGACAGCGACAUAGAUCCUUUCUCGGGGCCAUUCACAUUUGAACUAGGGGAUACUUCUCGAGCUUUACAGGAGACCUGGAAAGUUGGAAGGAGCACAGGAGAUUCAGUCGCACUCUCAAUGCUUCAGAAUAUGCCACGGGGGAACUACACCGUGCCUCUGACCAUAUUGGACAGACAGGGCUCUGGCAGCACGCAAACGCUACAUGUCCGGAUUUGUGCCUGUCCAGAUGGGGUAACCUGCGAAAAGAUGAAACCUCCUGAACAUUACAUGGGUGGACGGGCUAUUGGAAUUAUAUUCGCAGCCUUACUUCUGUUUUUGUUGGCCCUAUGUCUGCUAAUGUGCUUUGUGUGUAGCUCUGGGAAGAAGCAACGUGGAGCCUUCUUGCCGUAUGAUGAGGGAAACCAAACUCUGAUAAAGUAUAACGAAGAGGGUGGAAGCGUCCUUUCUCAGACAAGCCCUGCUGUACUUGUUGCCAAUGGAAACGGUAAUAUGGAGUUUAUGACCAAGGAUAAAGGUGCAGUUGGACAUCCUGCUCCAAUGCAACGGGUGCAGAGUGAAUUCUGGGAAAGAAAUGGGGCAGGAAUGUUUGCAGCUGGCUCAAAGCAAACCCCUCAGAGUGUGACACAGGUAAUGCCAAUCUCACAUCUAGCACUGUGCUGGCCUUAUACUAAAAUUCAAGCUGAACCCACCACAUACAGACCAUUUUAGAUAAUUAUAAAGUCUGGUAAUUACUACCUGUAGAGAGACUGAACCAAGCAGCUUCCACCACAAAGAAGGAACAAAUUAUUAUUGCCCCUUCUGGUACACCCAUACUAAUCCUGAACCAAUUGGAUUCCAGCAAAGAGAAUCUAUAAUGAACUUAAAGUGGGAAUAAAUGUUCAGGAAAUCUGGUAACAGGCAUAUGAAAACAAGCUGUUAAUGCACCCAGGAGAGUGAAGGCAUAAAAUAAAGAGGUUUUUACCUUGUGUACAGGAAGUGUGUGAGCCUGGUGUUGCAUAGGUUAUAGCUAAACACACCUAUCCAGUAUUUACAAUUAUUCCAUUAUUAUUAUUUUAAUAGCAAGAUCUACUUUGUGAAACAUAAGAGUAAGAGCGCACUGUCUGCGUGCUUUCCUCGUGUGAUGCAAGGGCGCAUUAGUGUUGUGUAUUGAGAUUGGAAGGGUUUUUGCAAUCACCAGUGAGUGGGAAAGUCCACCGGUUUCCAUGACAAGUAUAAAACAAGAUUUAUAAA
Pelobates fuscus (common spadefoot toad) is the source of this 2817-nucleotide messenger RNA. RefSeq names its product cadherin-like protein 26. NCBI's taxonomy places the organism in Eukaryota, Metazoa, Chordata, Amphibia, Anura, Pelobatidae. The transcript has 16 exons. The record is from RefSeq and is a predicted model, not a curated record. Gene Ontology annotation, molecular function: cadherin binding; calcium ion binding. Gene Ontology annotation, cellular component: plasma membrane; adherens junction; catenin complex. Gene Ontology annotation, biological process: cell morphogenesis; calcium-dependent cell-cell adhesion; homophilic cell-cell adhesion. The coding region runs from base 16 to 2295 and encodes 759 amino acids.